Molecule: messenger RNA, 910 nt
Organism: Pezoporus occidentalis (night parrot)
Lineage: Eukaryota; Metazoa; Chordata; Aves; Psittaciformes; Psittacidae
Gene: MINAR2
Product: membrane integral NOTCH2 associated receptor 2
Exons: 3
Coding region: 1-591 (196 amino acids)
Source: RefSeq, a predicted model, not a curated record
AUGGAUUUCUCUGUUUUGCCAAACAACAAUCAUCCCGAUAAAUUCCUGCAACUGGAGGUGAAGUCUUUGGCAAAAAACUCUGCCUUUCUACAAGCCAGCCUGGCAAAAUUCCCAGAAGCAGCUUUACCUGGAGUGCAGCAGUGGCACAACAGGGUCUAUUUACAGAAAGAAAAAAGAAAUGUCACUAAGUUGCCGGGCUUAGACUCAAACAGGGUCAGUAAAGAAAUGAUAGACAAAGCCCUCGGGAAACACAUUACCCCCAUCACCCUGAAAUCCACUAUCAAAAGCAACCCUUUGUAUAGCGAUAUCCAGGUGGAUGAUGAAUUGGAGGAGAAGAAAAAGACCCCUUCCUGGACUGUGCAAGACUAUGACAGACACUCACUGCACUCUAACUUGGCCAGCCAAAUAAAGGAAAAUCCUAACGAUCUACAAUUCUGGAUGGGGGAUAUUUAUACUCCUGGAUAUGAUACCUUGUUAAAAAAGAAAGAGAGAGAAAAAAAGCAUUCGAAAUGUUGCCGAAUCAUCCUGCUCAUGAUACUAGCUGUUUGCAUCCUAAUUGCCACAAUCACACUCAGCAUUUUACUUACUUAGUACAGCCAAAUAACGUUGAUGGGAAUGUUUUCAAUAAAUAUUUUUUAUUAAGGUAUUCUCCCCCCUUGUUAUAUUUGAAUUCUUUCUUCUUUUCUUUUUUUUUUUUUUUUUUAAUCACAAUUGCUAUUUGUUUGAGAUCACUAGUUUACAAUGUUCCUAUGCAGCAUAAGGAAUUGAUCCUGGAAAGAGACAAAUACUCUGAGCACAGCAGCAUGGCUUCUCAUGGGUAUAAUUAAAAAAGAAAACUAUCAAUAUGCUACUUUCCUUACUGCAUUCUUUGGACUAGUGAUCUGCAUCAGCAUGUAUGGUAUGGUAUUUA